GUCAAACUCAAUGUCUCUGAUGUCAGCUGUGUAAAUCACCGAUCACGUCAGAUUAUUCAAUGUUGUGUCAUUAAAAUCUGUCAAUAUAAAUAAAUUUUGGAGCGUUAGUUACCGCAUUAAAAUACAAAUUCUGAUUAAAUCAAUACAAAUGUAAAAGUGAUUUGCAGUUUGAUUUAUUGUGAAUUUGAGCAAUAUGUUAAACAAAAACGAGGACGUUCAAGAGCAAACUAAAAGGCUACGGUUCAAGUCUAUAACCAAUACACAAAAUUCGUCCGGCGAUCUAAGUUUUGAUAGAGGUGCUAAGGAAACUAAAUGUAAAGAUCCGGAAAAGGCAGCCUCUUUGUUUGCCUUUCUACAUGUAGAGUUAACACGAGGAUAUUUACUAGAACACGAUGAAGAAAGGUUUUCAGCAAGAAGAGAAAAGGUUUAUUCCUUUAUUAAAAUUCCUCAGGAAUUGGAAAAGUUUAUGGCUUAUGGGUUUUUUCAAUGUGCAGACUCCUUACUAUUUGUUUACACAUUCCUUCCUUUGAGGUUUAUUAUGGCUAUUUGGACCUUGUUCAGCAGACUUUUCAGGAAAUGUUUUGGGUUUUAUUCAAAUUCACGUAAAAGUAUAUUAAAACCAGCAGAAACUUGUGACAUGCUUAAAGGUUUUAUAUUGGUUAUUUGUAGUAUUCUAAUGUGCUACAUAGACACUAACAUGAUGUAUCACUUAGUGAAGAGUCAGAGUGUGAUGAAAUUAUAUAUAUUUUAUAAUAUGCUGGAGGUUGGUGAUAGAUUAUUCUCAGCUUUUGGACAAGACACUAUUGAUGCUCUGUUUUGGACUGCUACAGAGCCAAGAGAUCGAAGAAGGGAACAUUUAGGUGUAAUACCUCAUCUGCUGUUUGCUAUGAUCUAUGUCUUUCUUCACAGUUUGCUAGUAUUAUUCCAAGCAACAACUCUGAAUGUAGCCUUCAACUCAAAUAAUAAAAGUCUCCUUAUCAUAAUGAUGUCUAACAAUUUUGUGGAACUGAAAGGCAGUGUGUUCAAGAAGUUCGACAAGAACAACUUGUUCCAAGUGUCUUGUAGUGAUGUGAGGGAACGACUCCAUUUGUCUGUGCUGCUAUUCAUAGUUGUUCUUCAAACUAUGAAGGAGUAUAUGUGGAAGGAGGAACGGUUCUGGAUACUCGCGCCUGAUUGUGUCCUAGUCCUUACUUUCGAGGUCAUCAUUGAUUGGGUUAAACAUGCUUUUAUUACCAGGUUCAAUGAGAUUCCCUAUGGUGUAUAUAGAGAAUACACAGUGAGUUUGGCCUACGAUGUGGCACAGACAAGACAGAAGUACGCGUUCAGUGACCACUCGGAUUUAGUGGCACGCAGAAUGGGUUUUAUACCUUUGCCUCUCGGUGUCGUUAUAACCAGAGUACUAGUCCACGCCGUUAAAGUUGAUGGAUUCGCAGCAAUAUUUUUAAUAACUCUAGCAUAUUUGUGCCUAAUAUCAGUUAGAGUUCUCGUGUCCAUCGUUAUACUUGGAAAAGCUUGCGAUUUGAUAACACAGCAUCAAACGGAAAAGAACGAGAGUUAUCACGCUACACCCAAAAGGGAGCAAAAAGACUUGACCCCAAAAGAUAAUUCCUACGUCCAUAAACCGGAAGCUGAGAUGCCACCACCGAAAAAGCCAACACAGUUGAAGUUUACAGUUCCAGAGGAUGUAGUUUUGACCGAAUCGCUGGUAGACGCAUCGGUUGGUGCCGCGGCCAUCUUCUCCAACAGCGCCAUCGACCUAAAUGGCGUGUGUUACCUGAGUGACAAAAUGAACACACAAGUCAAACAGGAGGGUGGUGAUUUCCUUGAAACAGAACUGGUGGAUGUAAGUAGAAGCGCUCCGGACAUUAAAGCGGCCGCCGCCGUGAGUGCGCAGGCCGAAGUAUUGGAGCGGCCACUGUCGCCUGAUGCCGAUGGCCUCAAGCGACGCUCGGAGUCGGAACCCAACCUCGUGAAGGCAGAAGAGCACUACGAGGAGACAACAUAGCACACUAUGUGCUGCUUGGUAAACAUCCUGCUCUAAUACACGCGGUCUUUCUAGUCUUUCGUCUAAUGACAGAUUUAUUAAACCGACAAAAUAUUAAAAAUUAUUUAUAUAAUAAGCAUAGAAACGCGCUCGUUGCGUCUAGUUGUUUUUCUAUUGUGUGUACAGUUUUGUACUUGGUUUGACUGGGUUUUUAUAUCGAAUAUUUUUAGAUGUUGCGUGUCUAAUAUAUUUUCUGUUAUCCUAUGUCUUAGCAAUAGCUGAAUGUUUAUUCGGUGUUCUAGUUGUAGCUAUGACAAAGCGAGCGAAGGCGAAUACACGGUAGAAAAUCCUUUAGUAUCAGUACCUUGCUUUCUAUCAGUUAUUGACAUUGUUAAUAUAAAAAUAUAUUAAAUAACAUUUGUUUUCGAAACUCAUGCUUCUUUUAUUUCGUACACGGUAGAAAGGAAGUUACAGUUUCAACAUAUAUUUAUUUAGAUAAUGAACUUACAACAGAUACACUUAAAUUAAUGACUAGUGGAGACAGACCGCUUUGAAUUGGUUAUUUUAGAUAAAUUAAUAUAUUUCUGGUAUUGUCUUAGACAUAGGUUAGAUUACCUUAAUCGUCGAUUCGGGAAGGUAAACGGACGUCAUAGCUUAAAAUCUAAGACUGAUAUGAAUUAGGUGCUUAAUAUAUUCAUUUUCUUAUAACAUUUAUUUAUAAUUUCUUUUUGUUUAUAAAAGUUUAUAAUAUAACCUUAAAAGUGUGAUAGUUCAAAGUUUCUUUUUAUCAUUCCAAUGGUACUAAACAGAAUGAUAAAUACAUACAUAGAAAGUUCAUGUAAAAAUAUAGAAGAGAACAUUAUAUUUUGGUGGAUGUGGAUGCAUAAUUUUUAGGUAUAUUCAUAUGUUAUAGAGUAAGAUACAUUCGUCAUCAAGUUUAUGAUCCUUUUUCCUGGCCAUAUCCCAUGUUACUUGUUGGAGUUGAUGUAAAUGUCCUUAUUUCAGUUCUCCUCGUUAAUAUCCAUUAUAAUCUAUCCAUCUUUAAUCAUCCUGUUCCCGUCGUUUACCCAUAUUUAGGUUCACGACUCGCUUUGUCACAUAAGUUUUAAUAUUUCUCAUUUAAUGUUCAUGACAAGACAGAUGAUACUUAUAACCCAUAAGCAAUUUCGGCAAGUAGAUGGAAAUAGGUGGAGGAAAUUGUAUAUUAUGUUACAUUACUGUUGAUUGCCAUUGAUGUAAUAUUUUGAUUGCCAUUAUGUACUGGACCAGAAAUUUGAAUAAGAGAAAGUGAUUCUAAAAUGGUUGUAAAUAAUAAAGCUUGGUUGGAUUAUUUUAUCAGUCCAGUAUUGUAAUUUAUCCCAAAAUUUUGCAUACUUAAAUUAGCAUAAAAGCAAAUUAUAUUUUUUAUGAUUUUGAAGAAAUGUAUCUGUUCCUAUAAAUAUGUUCGUGGUUUUAUAUAAAUUAUAUCAUCACUCGUUUCUUUAAUA
This is a messenger RNA of Spodoptera exigua (beet armyworm), 3471 nucleotides long. Lineage: Eukaryota; Metazoa; Arthropoda; Insecta; Lepidoptera; Noctuidae. The record is from the annotation of a GenBank genome assembly.